CUCACGUGACCACGCUUCACUACAUCAGUCUCCCGGUUUACUUUCACUUACUGCGUUACAGCAACAGACCUUUACUUCACAGAACGAGCAUCGCCUGAAAAUGAAGCGCGUUUUUAUUCUUCUCCUUUCGCUUUUGCGUGUCUGUGGCCUGGAUAUAGCACUAGUGUCAGUCAUGGAGGGAGAUUCAGUCACUCUAUACACUGAUGUGGAAACCAUCCAACAAGAAGAGAUUAGAUGGUAUUUUAAUGCUAUUCCAGUUGCUGACAUCGCUGGAGAUCAGAGUAAGAACUGUACAGAUGUUCAGUGUAGUGCAGAGACAUCCAACAGAAUGAAGAUAAAUCAUCAGACUGGAUCUCUGACCAUCACAAACAUCAGAACCUCAGACUCUGGACUCUACAAACUACAGAUCAGCAGUGACAGUCUUCAACUCUUCAGUGUUUCUGUCAAUUAUGCUCCUGAACAAGAUAAACUGAAGACAAAGUCAGUGAAGGCGGGAGAAUCUGUCAUUUUAGAUUCUGGUGUAGUGAAAACAACCAAUUAUCUGAUGAAAUGGAUUUUUAAUGACGUUCGCAUCGCUGAAAUGAAUGGAGAUCUUAGUUUCAUUUGUACAGAUGUUCAGUGUUUAUAUGCUGAUGAGAGAUUCAGAAACAGACUGAAGUUGAAUCAUAGGACUGGAUCUCUGACCAUCUUGAACACCAGAAACACAGACUCUGGACUCUAUUAUCUACUCAUAACCACCAUCAGAUACACCGUCUUAAAGAGCUUUUGGGUUAAUGUUACUGGUAAUGUUGAGAGCAUUGCAGAGAGCUUGUCAGUAAUGGAGGGAGAUUCAGUCACUCUACACACUGGUGUUGAAACAAACCAACAAGACGAGAUUAGAUGGUAUUUUGAUGACAUUCGCAUCGCACAAACCACUGGAGAUCUCGGUUUUAUGUGUACAGAUGUUCAGUGUAAAUAUAGUGAUGAGCGAUUUAGAGACAGACUGAAGCUGGAUCAUAAGACUGGAUCUCUGAUCAUCAUGAACACCAGAACCACAGACUCUGGACUUUAUCAUAAUCAAGUCAUCUACGGCAGCAGCAUCAGUCACGAGAUGUUCAGUGUUACUGUCUUUGGCGUUUCUGCUGCUGAACGAGAUGAAAUGAAGAUAAAGUCAGUGAAGGAGGGAGAAUCUGUCACUUUAGACACCGGAAUGAUACAAAACCCAAAUGAUUUAUUGACAUGGUAUUUUAAUGAUACUCAAAUCACUGGAGAUCAGAGUCAGAUCUGUACAGAUGAUGAGUGUAAAGAGAGAUUCAGAGACAGACUGGAGCUGGAUCAUCAGACUGGAUCUCUGACCAUCAUGAACAUCAAGACUACAGACUCUGGAUUCUAUAAACUACAGAUCAGCAACAGCAGAACUAGCAUCAAAAAGAUCUUCACCAUCACUGUCCCAAUGGUUUCAGGUUCUGGUCUGUCUUCCGCCGCUGUAGCAGGAAUAAUAUGUUUAGUUGUCGUUCUGCUGCUCGUUGUUGCUGGAGUGAUGUACUAUCGCAAGCGUCAAGCGGGACGAAAUGAUUACGUUACGGACAUGGUGAUACAGUUCGGUAGACAGAUGGAUAAAGACAACGUCUGUGACUACUGCCAAUGAAUCCAACUGAAACCGAGGCUGCGGACGAGACGUCACAGUAACUUCGUGUUUUAUGGUGAUUCUUUCAUUGAAAGGGAACAUAAAGAAAAUCUGGGAAAUUAAAAGUGUCAAGAUACCAAGAUUUCAGUAUUUGGUACUAGUAAAACUUAGUCCCAAUUUCAACUAAUUUAAAUUAAAAAUUAAAUAAAAUAAAAUUUGAACAUAAGAACUUAAGUCAUUUAAAUAAUAAAGAGUUCAGAAUCAAACAUUUUUCUUUAAAAUGAGCAUUUCUUUCUUUCUGGCUACUUAGGUUUCUAUGUAAGUGAUGUUUCUUCUCAGUGGCUUGAGGCUGGCGUUUAGCGCAUUUGAAGUUCUCGAUAAACAUAUACUGUGUGUGGAGUCUCGUUUUUGACCAAAAUGGCUUUUAGAGGCUUUUGCAUCUGAACUCUUCAAAUACAAUUAUUUAUUAAAUUUUUUUUUUAAGUCAUGUAGCUUAGCUUCAGAUGAGACAAACAGUAAACUGGCAGCUACUGUAAAUGAGUUUGACAAAGCGUGACCAGAAAGAUUAGUAGUAGUAGUUUUAAGAAGAGUUAGAAUGUUUUUAAAAUGCUUUCUUGAGCCAACAAAAUAAAGUAAAAAACAGAAAAAAAAAACAUAUCCAAUAGAACAAAAAGAGCUUGAGGUUUUUAAAGAUGCUAAUGUUUACAGUAAUUUACAGUUUUUUUGUAUUAGGAGCUUUACAGAGUGUACAGGUGUUUUAAACGGGAAUCGAGUUAGGUUUUACAAUUUUUUUAUGGUGUUGUAAAUUUGCCGUUAAAGCUUCAAAUCCAGCAAAUGUUGACUCAUGAAAAAUCAACAUUCAGAAUCAGAGAUUCAGAUUAACCUCUGAAUCUCAGGAACCUGUAAUAACUGCACUGAAAGACACUGUGAAGAGAAGCAGCAACACAAUUCUGAAUGUGUUUUAUAUGUAUUUUAUAUGUUACUGAAUGCUGUUUACUGGAUGCUUUCCAUACUGUUAUUAAGCAGGCGGGUGUUUAAAUGAAACACGUUUAAAUGAAUAAUUCACAUGAAAAUGGGAAACAAAAUGUUAUGACUCUGAGAUUGUUUCUUGGUCAGAACAAAUGAUCCCCGAUGAAUUGAAACAAAAAAACUGCAUGCGGCAGCCAUAGAAAGACAUGACAAUAAACUCAGGAAAGCUUUGUACACAAUGCACAAUGGACUAGCGGUGAUUCUGGGGAAAUCACUGAGAUAGCUUCGAGCCAAACUCCAUAUUCCAUAAUAACGCAUAAUAACCUCCAGUGUAAUGUGAUCUGACGAAGAAGCAAUCUCAUCUAGAUCUAGCAUUUUCAGCAAACUUUUAUUUUUGGGUGAACCUUUCCUUUUACAUGUUUAAUGGUGAAACAACAAAUGCAAUGAGUUUGCUUCCAUCUUUGAAAAGGUCAGUAAUGUCAGAAAGGCGAUUGAGAAACGAUCUAGUGCAGAAUUCACACAGAAUCGACUGAAAUCUCUGUUUAGAAGCAGAUCUCCUGGAAGUGGUGAACGCCUCACUUCUUUCUGGGACUUUUCCAAACUUCCUGAAAACUACAGUUGUCUUGAUAACACCACAAUGAGCAACUAUAGACCAAUAUCAAAUCCUUUCUUUCAUAGGUAAGCUCGUUGGAAAGAUAGUUUAAAAUCAGUUGAAUAUAGAUUUUUAUUUAAUUGUAUUCUUUUUGUUUCUUGUUUGUGAUGAUUGUUUUGUUAAGCUCUUUGAAUUACCAGUGGAUAUGAAAUGUACCAUAAGUAAACUUGCAUGAAAAGACCACCCUUGUUUAAAAGCUUUUAUUAAGAAUGCAUUUUAUUCAUUAAAGAAUUUAAAGAAAAAUCA
Molecule: messenger RNA, 3473 nt
Organism: Puntigrus tetrazona (Sumatra barb)
Lineage: Eukaryota; Metazoa; Chordata; Actinopteri; Cypriniformes; Cyprinidae
Exons: 8
Coding region: 101-1627 (508 amino acids)
Source: RefSeq, a predicted model, not a curated record